CAGGAGAUCAGUGAACACAAGGGACACCUAUUCAACUGUCAGCUCCAGACUGCCUUAGCUGCUACCUGGCCCCACUUAGGAGCUGUCCGUUCAAGGUCAGUGCUGAACCCAGGCGAACUAAAAAGUGUGUACAGGCCCUGAAGACAUCAACCAAGAAUCAGGGUCUGAAAGAGAAAGAGAGCGGGCCAUCGAGCAAGAACCAUAUCCUGCCAUGUCCGUCCUUAAUGCAGUACCGUUCAUGAAACCAAUCCACAUUCGGUCACCUCGCCAGCAGAGACGACACACACUGCCUGCCAGUGAAUUCCGAUGCCUUUCUCCAGAAGACGCAAUCAGUGUUUUUGAAAUCGAGAGAGAAGCCUUUAUAUCUGUGUCUGGGGAAUGUCCCCUCCAUCUGGAUGAAGUCAGGCAAUUCCUGACACUGUGCCCGGAGUUGUCACUGGGAUGGUUUGAAGAAGGGAGGCUUGUGGCAUUUAUCAUCGGGUCCUUAUGGGAUCAGGACAAGCUCAGCCAGGAUGCCCUCACCCUGCACAAACCCCAUGGCUCUUCUGUGCACAUUCACGUCCUUGCUGUCCAUCGCACAUUCCGGCAACAAGGCAAGGGUUCCAUCCUUCUGUGGCGUUACCUGCAGUACCUGCGCUGUCUGCCUUUUGCACGGCGGGCCGUGCUCAUGUGUGAAGAUUUUUUGGUUCCCUUCUACUCCAAAUGUGGCUUCAAAGCUGUGGGUCCCUGUGACAUUACCGUCGGCCCGCUGGCUUUUAUUGAGAUGCACUGUCCGGUCAGAGGUCACGCCUUUAUGCGCAGAAAUAGUGGAUGCUAGCCCCUUUCAUUGCAAACUCUAAUGUUAUUAAUUCCUUUGCUUAUCAAAUGUUGCGACACAUUGCAGGGCAAUAGGAUUCAACCUCUGUGCUACCAAAGGGAUUAAUAAAUUCACUGCAGGGGCUAUCCUUAGCGUUCCAUUCAUCAAAAGGUUAAGACCAUAAGGCAGUGA
This is a messenger RNA of Rana temporaria (common frog), 988 nucleotides long. It is a transcript of the gene AANAT, whose product is annotated as aralkylamine N-acetyltransferase. The record is from RefSeq and is a predicted model, not a curated record. The transcript has 5 exons. Gene Ontology annotation, molecular function: aralkylamine N-acetyltransferase activity. Gene Ontology annotation, biological process: circadian rhythm; melatonin biosynthetic process; response to light stimulus. Gene Ontology annotation, cellular component: cytoplasm. Lineage: Eukaryota; Metazoa; Chordata; Amphibia; Anura; Ranidae. The coding region runs from base 212 to 817 and encodes 201 amino acids.